AUGAGGCUGUGCCAGGAAUUGUUCGAACUCUAUGGCUCGAAGAAGCGAAUGGAUUGUCGGCCUGGGGGCGGCUCGUGUGAGGCCGAACCUCAGGCCUCAGUAUUAUGUGGUGCAAAAUGUUUCUGCGAAGAUGCUAAGUGGGCGAAUCCGCUUAUAGACUGCUCUAACGAGUCGCUGUUUGAAGUCACAGGAUACCCUUUGACUGGUGAUAUUCCUCUGUUGAACCGAAAGAUUUUUAGAGGAACUCGCGUGAAUAUAAGAGAGCAUCCUUACAUUGUGAGCAUACGAAGAAACAGCGGCCAUUAUUUGACUGGUACUCUGAUCACAAAGAACUUAGUUUUGACGGUGGCGCAUCCCAUCAUACAUGUACCUAUCCAGGAGCUGCGAGUGGUUGCAGGCGAAAGCUACUGUGACCGCGGCACUUCGCUGCUGACAGUUCUAAUCAUAUUAAUUAAUGAAAACUUUGAUCCUUUUACCCUAGUCGCAGAUAUCGCAAUGCUAAGAUUCUACGAAGACAUAGUUUUCAGAUCUUCUGUUAAAAGUAUUUCGCUGGUCAUGCCACAAAUGACAUUGUCGGGUACAGCCUUUGUUACCGGUUGGGGGCGGUGCGAUUUAACGGGAAAUGAGCUGUGCCUGCCUCGAGCAUCUCAAUACUACCCCGAUGAAAUAAUAGACCCGAUGUUAAGAAGUAUUUCGCUGACUAUCACACCAGAAAACUAUUAUUGCGAAGGAUACAAACGGCAUGAAACAAAUAUAGGAGUUGGAAUGAAAUGUGUCGGAGUGGCACGUGAAGAGAUCUCAGUGUGCCCGUGCCUCGGAGUACCUGGCGCGCCUCUUGUGGUGAAUGCUAAGCUAGCUGGCAUCUUGUCUUGGGGCUUCGGCUGCGGGUAUCUUCACGACUUGCCACUCAUAUACACGAGCACUCAGCAUUAUACAAGUUGGAUUGCUCAGAAUGUUUUAAUAUUUCGGCGAUUAAACAAGGACGACUUUAAACCACUAUUUCAAGCGACAAAAUCAUAUGUGGUACUCGACUGGCUUUCGAGAACCAGGGUUUCAAUGCCGAUACCGCAUGAUCAUGCGAACAUUUUUAAAGAGUUUCAACUCGUAAAGCUGGACGAAGAACUAGCCAAGUUGCAAGGAAUUCCUUACGAUAUAAGAGACUUCAUGUAUGAUGCAGAACUUCAUGAUAAGAAAUUAUCAUUAUUUAAAGAUAUGAAAAAAGCCAUUAUGGAAAAUAUCACCAGGGUUGAAGCAAUAAAAAACAUUUCAAAAUUAGUUUUGACGCGUAUUAAACCACGCCCUUUUUUCAGCAAUAAGUCCUUGCUAGAUAUUACUGUUGCCUACGAAGAUUAUGAAAAUUCUGAUGAUGAUUAA
Messenger RNA from Pararge aegeria (speckled wood butterfly), 1374 nucleotides. Its product is annotated as trypsin beta-like. The coding region runs from base 1 to 1374 and encodes 457 amino acids. The record is from RefSeq and is a predicted model, not a curated record. Gene Ontology annotation, molecular function: serine-type endopeptidase activity. Gene Ontology annotation, biological process: proteolysis. NCBI's taxonomy places the organism in Eukaryota, Metazoa, Arthropoda, Insecta, Lepidoptera, Nymphalidae. The transcript has 8 exons.